AUAACUUGUUUUCUCCGCAGACGGUUAUUUUUUCGCAUCGUACCUUGGUCAUAGUCUAAUAAUAUAUGGAAUUACAUAUUUCAAGUUCCAAAAGAAGUUGCAGUCGAGUUACAAGUGCUUAGUGUAGUUUAGACAUUGAACGAGUUACAACUAAUGCCGUUGGGAGAAGGCGGUUAAUACUACAAUGGGUGUUCAAAAGCGGUUAUCAGUUCUAGUGGCUGUGCUCUAUCAUAUAAUGAAAGUGAUUCUGGACAUACAUGUCGCGAUAGUUGGACAGAUAAAGGAAUUAAUUGUUGGCAGAAAGAUUUUGGAUUUGACCGGAAAAGUUGCUUUGAUAAUUAACUAUAAUGACUCAAACUUAGGACGAGCACUUCGCGAUGAAUUAUUGAAAAGAAAUUGUAAAGUCUGCGUUACGACAAACUCAUCAUUCAGAAAAUCAACUGAAACUACUUUGAAUAGCACAAAACCUUACACAGAAUAUCAGUUGAAUACGGCAAAUUACUUCCAAGUUCAGAGUCUAAAAUCGUCCAUUGAAGAUGCCUUUGGAACUGUCGACAUUUUGGUUGUUUUAUCCCCGGAGAUUCCCGACAUGAAUAUAAUUGAGGCUUGCGAAGGUAAUUACGCACUGAUUGUGAGGGAUACACUUAAGUCUCAUUUUUGGUCAGCAAAGUGUUUCUUGGAUGGAAUGGUUUCUAAAAAGGACGGACAUAUUGUUACUGUGGUUCCAUUUGGAGGACGGUCUGAUAUUGCAAAUGUACUUCGACGAGCCACUACUGGUUUUCUAGAGGCAUGGCAUGGUGAGCUCAUUAUUUCUAGAAAAUCUUUCAUUUCAAUGACUUACGUGAAUGAUUAUCGGUUCAGAGAAAAUUCAUUAGAGGAGGAACGUGUAGCAGCAAGAAAGAUCAUCAGGGGGUUGAUUACCAAAGCAAGAACUGUGAAUAUAAAAAGCAAGGUACCUGGCCAAGACCCGGACUCUACACUAAAGGACCUGAAAAUUGUAUUCAUGAGAAUACUCUUAGCCAUACUCAUCACAGUAAAAACAAAAUUGACAGACUGGUUCGGCAAAGAAAGUAAAAAAAAUAUAUCGCACCAAGUUGCGCUGGUUACUGGUGGUGGCAUGGGUCUAGGCAGACAAAUAGCUAUCAGUUUAGCUAAGCAGGGCUGUAACGUCGCUAUUGCUGAUAUCGAUUUAGAAAAUGCUCAAAAAACAGCCGACGAUUUAGUAAAGUAUCGAGUGAAGUCAAAAGCCUACAAGAUAGAUGUAUCUAGUUUAACCCAUAUCGUGCGGCUAAAACUUGACAUAAGGAAAGACUUUGGCGAAGUGGAUAUCAUUGUCAACAAUGCAGGUUUGAUGCCUGUUGCAACUGUGUCCCAGGCCAAAAUGAGGACUAUUGAGAAGACCAUUGAUGUCAAUUUGAUUUCUCAUCUACUGAUGUUGAAAGAGUUCCUUCCUGACAUGCUAAGCGCUAAGCGGGGACAUAUUGUGGCAAUUAGCUCAAUGGCAGGUGUCCAACCAUUACCAGUGGGUGUCGUUUACACAACCACUAAAUUCGGCGUGGUAGGACUCAUGGAUUCGCUAGACUAUGAACUGAAAAAAUCUAAGAGAGACUUCGUGAAAGUAACAACUGUGCACCCAUAUUUCAUAAAAACUAGAGCCGACCUAGUGAAAGUUUUGUCUGGAAACCCAUUAUUUAACAUAUGGCCUUGGCUGGAAGCUGAUUUCGUUAGCCGAAAAGUCGUUGAAGCGAUUUUGAAAGAAGAACGUCGGGUGUUCAUUCCUAAUUCGAAAAACUUUCUGCUUUUGACAACGUUGGUACCGCCUGCGGUAAAAGACUACAUAGCAGAAAAGUUAAGCAAGCAUAUUCCUGUAAUCAAGAGCGAGGGAAAUAUCCUCACAUAACGAAUCUAUAUACCAAUUACGCCUAUCUUCUCCGAAAUUGUUUUUUGUUUUUAUAUCUUUGGUUUUUAUUUAUUACGGAAUAAAGUUGGACAUUACUUGUUUAA
This is a messenger RNA of Hermetia illucens (black soldier fly), 2004 nucleotides long. RefSeq lists its product as uncharacterized. The coding region runs from base 185 to 1900 and encodes 571 amino acids. The transcript has 12 exons. Gene Ontology annotation, molecular function: oxidoreductase activity, acting on the CH-OH group of donors, NAD or NADP as acceptor. Gene Ontology annotation, cellular component: lipid droplet. The record is from RefSeq and is a predicted model, not a curated record. Lineage: Eukaryota; Metazoa; Arthropoda; Insecta; Diptera; Stratiomyidae.